AUGCUAGCUAUGACAAGGUUGCCGCCCGACUCCUUUUUGCCGUCGAGCGACAUGCUUGAUCCAAACCUGCGCUCGAUGCCAUUUGCCUCUCAUCUCAACGGCCACUCUUCAGCAUCAGUGAUUUCUCCAUUAUCUCUACCGCAUGCUUUAAAUACUAUUUCCCCAAAACCCACAAAUUUACCACCUUCCGAUUAUUCUCAUUCGCCAUCAGUUUCCAUACCUUCGCAGUCCCAGGAGCAAUAUCUUCCACUUCCAACUUCUCCAAACAUCCCCGUGCAGAGAUCGACUAGCCUGUCUCCGACAAGGUACCAAAUUGGGUCUGGUGCAACUUCUCCAUCUCUGGUCCCUAGUACGGCACUCGAUAAUAUGAGCCAUCAAGCUCUUUUCAACCUGCUACAGCGCAGGGAAGAGCAAAAUCGAAAACUGAUUGAGAAUAUGCGUGCUGAACGCGCACAUUUUGAGGCUAGCCGCACUCGGGCGGAGGAAAUGUAUCAGGAAGAACGAGCGAUAAUUGAGGAGGAACGAAUAUUAUGGCUGGAGGAGAAGAAUAACCUACGGAGGGAUUUGUCUGAAUGGAAAAGGAGGGCGGAACUAGCCGAAAAGCAGAGAGACGAGAUGGCUAGCUUGCUAGGGAGCAUACAGGCCAAAGGUGGAUACUUGAAAAUGCCCGUUGACAGUGCUCACGAAGCCGCUAUAGGCUCUCUCAGAGGUGGUGGUCUUAGCAGUUUAGAGACCCCCUCGCAGUCAAGUGCCAAUUUCUGGAGCCCGUCAGAUGGCACGUCUCCCAAAAGAGUUUUACCCACUGAGUUUCAUGGAUCGACGACGAUGCCGGAAUCGAGACCUUUCAUUCCCUUGGAUCCGCGUAUGCAGGGCCCGUCGCCAGGAGUGAGCUCACCAGCGGCUCAACAAGAACGCGUCCCCUCAAUCGACAUACAAGAGGUUAUUCCCGGGUUAGAAGGAAUCCGGGUCCGGCCUGAUAUUGUCCAGAAGGCGACCUUCACCGAUGAUAAGCCAUCCGCAUGGUCUACCGGGACAAUCUCCCCCCCUGUCCCUGGAGCUAAGCAGGAGCCAAUUCGUCCACGUGCUGGGCCGGCUGAGUUGACAAAAGAGACGCUUCAGGCUCCUGAGUCUGAUAGACUUAUUAUGCAUGCCGGACACACCCCGAACCACUCUAUUUCCCUGUCCAGACUCCAUACUGUUGAGUCUACUGCGGCAGUUAACACAGCUGACAGCUCUGGUUCAUCGACCCCUAGGCAUUCUCCUGAGGAGGAGGAGCAGCAGCAGCAGGCGGAAGUGUCCGAGGAAGUCGCCAACUCCGAGGCGUCACGUCGCAACCUGGAAUUUCUCAUAGCUGCCGAUGUCCAGGACGAAUUCGAGGAUGAGAAAGAUAAGGAUCCGGAACUAAAAGGUCCCUUAACCCUUCGGAAUCUUCCUGCCGCCGACGAACCAUUCCUCAAGGCUCUAAACGAUAAGCUCGCGGAUGUCAUUACUCAUGAUGCUACUCCAACUGUCCUUAAGCACGGAAGUUACUUUACGACAGAUUCGUCCGAGCCGUUGGCGAAGACUGACGAUGCUGUACAUGAUGUUCAUGAAGAACUAGAAGAGCAAGAGGAAGAGGUUCCUCUCAAAUUAAAGCCAUCCAGCAACUUCGGCGCACCUCUUGGACAACUUCGAAAGCCGUGA
Messenger RNA from Daldinia caldariorum, 1683 nucleotides. RefSeq lists its product as uncharacterized. The record is from RefSeq and is a predicted model, not a curated record. Lineage: Eukaryota; Fungi; Ascomycota; Sordariomycetes; Xylariales; Hypoxylaceae. The coding region runs from base 1 to 1683 and encodes 560 amino acids. The transcript has a single exon.